AUGUUUCACAAAAAAAUUCACAUCUUUCUAUUUUCAGCCACAUUCAUCAUCAUUUUCUUUGAAACUUCAAAUGCUGUCUCUAUCAAUGUAGUUAGCCAUGGUGCAAAACCUGAUGGCAAACAAGACUCAACCAAACAUUUCCUAAGUGCAUGGUCUUCAGCAUGCAAAUCAAAUGAAGCAUCCACAAUUUAUGUUCCUCAAGGAAGUUUCUUGUUAAACCAAGUCACAUUUUGGGGUCCUUGCAUGAACAAGAUUGAUUUUAAAAUUGAUGGCACUAUAGUUGCACCUUCAAAUUAUGUGUCACUAGGUAAUUCAGGAUAUUGGAUCUUGUUUAUGAAGGUUAAUAGGGUUUCAAUUUAUGGUGGGACUAUUGAUGGAAAGGGUGAUGACUAUUGGCAUUGUAGAAAAGCUGGAAAGAGUUGUCCUCCUGGAGCAAGGUCUAUAUCAUUUAGUUGGUCCAAGAAUGUGCUGGUUAGUGGAUUAACAUCAUUAAACAGCAAGUCAAUACACAUAGCAGUGGACCAUUGCAAAAAUGUUGUGAUAAAAGAUGUGAAUAUCAAAGCUCCUAGUAGAAGCCCAAACACAGAUGGGAUAAAUGUGCAAUUUUCAACUCUAGUUACUAUCAGCCAUGCUACCAUAAUGACUGGUGAUGAUUGCAUAUCAAUAAAUCAAGGUACAACUCAUGUGUGGAUUGAGCGAAUUGCGUGCGGCCCUGGUCAUGGCAUUAGCAUUGGAAGUUUGGGAAGCUAUUCAAAUGAAGCUGGAGUUGAGAAUGUAACAGUGACAGAUUCAGUGUUUACCAAAACAGAUAAUGGGGUAAGGAUAAAAUCGUGGGCGAAACCAAGCAAUGGAUAUGCAAGAGACAUUAAGUUUAGGAACCUCAUCAUGCAAAAUGUUUACAAUCCAAUCAUUAUUGAUCAAAGAUAUUGCUCCAAAAGGGAGUGUCCUCACCAGAGUUCUGGAGUGAAAAUAAGUGGUGUAUCAUAUGAACACAUAAAAGGAACUUCAGCAAGUCCAGUAGCUAUCAAAUUUGAUUGCAGUCAAAGCAAUCCAUGCCAGGGUCUCAAACUUAAAGAUAUAAAGCUCGUUUAUCUAAGAGGUUCUGGAACAUCAUCUUGCAAAAAUGUUGCUGGAAGCAGCACUGGAGUGGUCAUUCCAAAGAGUUGCCUUUGA
Molecule: messenger RNA, 1173 nt
Organism: Vicia faba (fava bean)
Lineage: Eukaryota; Viridiplantae; Streptophyta; Magnoliopsida; Fabales; Fabaceae
Source: the annotation of a GenBank genome assembly